Messenger RNA from Racocetra persica, 739 nucleotides. Lineage: Eukaryota; Fungi; Glomeromycota; Glomeromycetes; Diversisporales; Gigasporaceae. The record is from the annotation of a GenBank genome assembly.
AUGUUUCGCAAACAUGCUAAUAAAGAGACUAAUUAUGAAAAGACGAAUGAUCAUGAGAUACCAAAUGAUGAUUUAAUACCAGAUGACAAUAAAUUAUUUAGAGAUGAAGAAAUAAAUUAUAGAAGUUUUUUCGAAGAUAAAAUAUUGGAUAAAGAAGAAAUGUCUGUGGAUUAUAGUAACGAAGUGUCAAGUAAAGAGGAGUUAGAUUUUUCUGAUGAUAAAAUAUUGGACGAUAAAGAAAUGCUGAUAGAUUAUAACAGCGAAGUAUCAAAUGAAGAAUCUGAUAAGAAUAUAUUAGACAAUGAUGAAAUACUGGCAGAUUAUAAUAAUGAAGUGCCAAAAAAAUCUGAUAAAGUUGUUGAUAAAAUAUUAGAUAUUGAGCAAAUGCCAUCUGUUAAUAGUGAAUUUGCUCUGUAUUUCAAAAAUAUCACUGAGACAUUGAUGUUUUUUUGGAUUCAAAAGCAUAAAAUAUCCACUCAAGCUUAUGACAAAUUAGUAGAUAUAAUUCACCACUCACAGUUUAAAAAUAAAGAUAUCGUAACAAAUAUUCGUCAGUUUAGAAAGUAUCAGCAAAGAUUACCUUUACUUCCAAUCAGAACAAGAAAUAUUUAUAUUUUAAAUAAGAAAAUGCUAUCUAUUUCCAAAGAUAUUAAAGAAAUGUAUUAUCUAUCUAUCACUGAUAUCAUUUGGCAUUCUUUAAAUAAUCUUUCAUUGUUUGACCAAAUGUAUUUCAGACCAG